AGUUAUUCCAAGUUCGCCGAAUUAACUUAACCUUCUUCUUUUAAGAACUCAUCUCAAACUCUUCAAUGGCGUAAAUCUAAGUUGCUCGAAGUAUUCAUCAGAUCUCACAGUCAUCUAAUAACAUAGUUAAGUAUGAAACUAUGUAUGUUGCACGGGUAAAAUAAUGGGAGGGUGCAAGACAAGCCACGCCAGUGGUUCCGUCCCCAUACAUAGUUUAAUACACACACUCUCACUCACCAACUAAUCUUCAGAUCAGCUCUACCGCUUCCAUCUUGCUGCUCCCACCGGAUUUCGCCAUUUAAGUGAUUUUUAGAAUGUAUCUCUGAAGUUGAAUCUUUGGUAGGCUUGAGAGUCAAAGAUAUAGAGGCCGAGAAAAUGUUGCAUAACCACUUGCUCUUAUUGACUCUUUUUCUUAGCUUCAUAGAAAAUGGAAGUUCCACUGUAACUAGUACAUUUAUUCGUCAAGAGUGGCCAUCUGUGGAUAUUCCACUUGACAAUAAGGAAUUUGCAGUCCCUGCAGGCUAUAAUGCACCACAGCAAGUUCAUAUUACACAAGGAGACUAUGAUGGGAAGGCUGUCAUAAUCUCUUGGGUCACUUCAGAUGAACCAGGGUCUAGCCAAGUACACUAUGGCUUAUCUGAGGAAAAGCUUGAGUUUACAGCAGAGGGAACAUUUACGAAUUACACAUUUUACACUUACAAGUCUGGCUUUAUACAUCAUUGCCUUGUGGGUGGCCUAGAGCAUGACAGAAAAUAUUACUAUGAAGUUGGAAGUGGUAAUUCUUCAAGGAAGUUUUGGUUUGUGACACCUCCGAAAAUUGAUCCAGAUGUAUCUUACAAAUUUGGCAUUAUAGGUGAUCUGGGCCAAACAUUCAAUUCUCUUUCCACUCUCGAGCACUACAUGCAGAGUGGAGGGCAAACUGUCUUAUUUGUUGGAGAUCUCUCUUAUGCUGAUAGAUACCAAUAUCAUGAUGUUGGAGUACGUUGGGAUACAUGGGGUCGUUUUAUUGAAAAAAGUGGUGCAUAUCAACCAUGGAUAUGGUCAACUGGGAAUCAUGAGAUAGAGUACAUGCCAUAUAUGGGGGAGGUUAUUCCAUUCAAAUCGUAUCUCGUUAGAUAUCCCACACCUUACAAAGCCUCUAAAAGUAGCAAUCCAAUGUGGUAUGCCAUCAGAAGGGCAUCUGCUCAUAUAAUUGUUCUAUCCAGCUACUCCCCAUUCGUCAAAUAUACACCUCAAUAUAAGUGGCUUAAUGAAGAAUUUACAAGGGUGGACAGGGAGAAGACUCCUUGGUUAAUUGUCCUCAUGCAUGUCCCUAUUUACAAUAGCAAUGAAGCGCACUAUAUGGAGGGUGAAAGUAUGAGGGUUGUGUUUGAGGAGUGGUUUGUCAAAUACAAGGUUGAUGUGGUAUUUGCUGGCCAUGUCCAUGCUUAUGAGAGAUCCUAUCGCAUAUCAAACAUCCACUAUAAUGUAACAACUGGUGUUGCUCACCCUCUACCUGACAAAUCGGCUCCAGUUUACAUUACAGUUGGAGAUGGAGGAAACCAGGAAGGUCUUGCUGCAAGAUUUAUGGAUCCCCAACCUGAGUAUUCUGCUUUUCGAGAAGCUAGUUAUGGCCAUUCUACGUUAGAGAUCAAGAAUAGAACACAUGCGCUCUACCAUUGGAACCGGAAUGAUGAUGGGAAAAGAGUUGCAACAGAUGUUUUCGUUCUACACAACCAAUAUUGGGGGGGCAACCGAAGAAGACGAAGAAAGUUGAACAAAUCUCAUCUUCAUUCUGCUAUCUUUAACAGGCCCUCUAGCAGUCAAAUCUGACUUCAGGCAUUUAGCUAACCUCUAUCUGCCUUAGCUGGACCUAAGGACAGUCACUGCCUGUUCUGGUUUGAAAUUAGGGUUCCUGGGACGCCUGUUCUAAGAGUGUCUGUCUGUGGUAUCCACUAUCCACAAUGUAUAAAAAAAAUUGCUUUUUGCCCACACAUUUGUUGUUCCAUUGACUCUAUGAAUUCCAAUUUCAUGUCACUGGUCCCAACUUCCCCAACUUCAUGGUCUGUGAUCCUUUGUUUAGAAGUUUAGAUACCUCAUUUUUUUAUCUACAAAAAAAGUUAGGGGUAGAAGAUACAAAACAGGUUAAGAAAAGAGUUUUACGUUGACAAAAAGAAAGCCUUAUAAAAUGCAUCUUGUAGUGGAUA
This is a messenger RNA of Cuscuta epithymum, 2186 nucleotides long. NCBI's taxonomy places the organism in Eukaryota, Viridiplantae, Streptophyta, Magnoliopsida, Solanales, Convolvulaceae. The record is from the annotation of a GenBank genome assembly.